This is a messenger RNA of Eimeria maxima, 522 nucleotides long. RefSeq lists its product as hypothetical. Lineage: Eukaryota; Apicomplexa; Conoidasida; Eucoccidiorida; Eimeriidae. The record is from RefSeq and is a predicted model, not a curated record. The transcript has a single exon. The coding region runs from base 1 to 522 and encodes 173 amino acids.
AUGAGCGGAAAGCACCACCAAGCAAGCGACGGCAGCCGUGGGAGGUGGCUUUGUAAGAAGGCGCCCAGAGGCGCAACAGAAGGCGCCCCCCGCAUAGACGCAACCCGUCAAGUGACGCAGAAACCUUGCCUAAGGCGAAACGUGUUGACUAUUUCAUUCGACAAAUAUGCAGUCAGCGGGAAGAUAACGCCUGAAGACGUUGGCAACCCGACGCGAGGGCCCCUGCUGGAGCAGAGAACUCCUGCGGUGCUUCUGCCUACAGGGGGGAAAGGGAGGAAAGACGGAGGAAAAAGUAAACUAAAAAUAAGGGGAAAUCUAGAUGGUACUCAGAUUCUGUUGCUCAAACUUCGCUGGGUCCAGCCGACUGCUUCUGUUGAGAAGGAGCUGCGGCUCCUUCAACUACAGGAGCUGCAACAGCAGCAGCUGCAACAGGAGCAGCAGCACUUGGCGGCUGAAAGCCACGGGUCCAAAGGUGUUGAUAUUCUUAGCAAAUUACAUAGAAAGAAUUUGCUGUUGCUCUAG